Molecule: messenger RNA, 841 nt
Organism: Papilio xuthus (Asian swallowtail)
Lineage: Eukaryota; Metazoa; Arthropoda; Insecta; Lepidoptera; Papilionidae
Exons: 5
Coding region: 69-791 (240 amino acids)
Molecular function (GO): N-acetyltransferase activity
Source: RefSeq, a predicted model, not a curated record
CGCCAAUUUGUCGGUUGUCCGGAAACCAUCGGUUGAUAUCAUUUAACUCAAGUUCGAAUCUAAUUACAAUGGUGUACACCCGACCUACGUCUGUACCUUACCCCAACGUUUGGCAUCGCUUCACGGUCCGCCGGCACGGUACCACCGCCAGCCUGCGUGUUCAGGAUCUCACAGAGGACAAGUACGAUGCAGCACUAGCUCUACUCUCCAAGCAUUUCACCGCAGAUGAACCACCAUGCAAGUAUAUAGGUGUCAACAAUUACCCUACAGCGGUAGCUGAGCUGGAGAAUCUAUGGAGGAAGACGAUGAAGGAUAGAUUGUCUGUAGUCUGCGUGGAGGACAAAGACGACGGAUCCUCGGUGUUAGUGGGGGUCAACGUACUUACUGUUGUCUGCAAGGACGACAAGGAUGAGCCCUUCAAGACGGAUGAUAAGAUUUGGGCGAAGUUAUUCGGUGCUGUUGACCUGGUGGGACGGAGUGUAGACAUAUUUGAGUACUACGGCGUGGACUCUUACCUGACCGCGUACGGGCUUGUCGUGGCGCCCGAAUGGAGGGGCUGUCAUAUUGGAAAGGAGAUAUUAAAAGCAAGGGUCCCUCUGUGUAAGGCGCUGGAUGUCAAAGUGACAGCCACGGUGUUCACGGCUGCCGCGUCCCAAGCAGUUGCAAAGAAGGCGGGCUUCGUUGAUUUAUUCGAAAUAAGUUACAAGGAGCUGGCUAAAAAGGGUUUCGCAUUUCCCGGAGUGGAAGAAGACACCAAGUCCUCGAAGCUUAUGGCUCUAGUCAUUAAUUAAUCUGUGGUUUUCUCAAACAUUGUGUUGCCAUUAUGCAGAAAUUUUGAUUU